CUGGAGCGCGGGGUUUGACUGGGCCGUUGUUGUAGUGACCGGGAGGCGCUGCCGCUCCGGGCAGAGGGUUCCGGGCGCCGCACGGUCCCCCUUCCUAUCUCGCCCCCUCCCUUCCCCCAAUUCCCCACACGGGCAGGAGCCAGGAGCCACCCGCUCCCCCCAUGGCCUCCGCCCCGGAGGACCCCGUUCUGCAGCGUUAUUUUAAGGGCCACAAAGCGGCGAUCACCUCCGUGGACUUUAGUCCCGACGGCAAACAACUUGCUACUGGUUCUUGGGAUACGUUUCUCAUGCUAUGGAGUUUCAAGCCGCAAGCUAGAGCUUUCAGAUAUGUGGGUCACAAGGACGUUGUAACCAGCGUGCAGUUUUCUCCACUUGGAAACUUACUGGCAUCUGCUUCACGAGACAGGACCGUUAGACUCUGGAUUCCUGAUAAGAGAGGGAAAUCCUCUGAAUUUAAAGCUCACACAGCUCCAGUUAGAAGUGUGGACUUUUCAGCCGAUGGCCAGUUUCUUGCUACAGCUUCUGAAGACAAAUCUAUCAAAGUAUGGAACAUGUAUCGCCAGCGCUUCUUAUAUUCUUUGUACCGACACACACACUGGGUUCGCUGUGCCAAGUUUUCACCUGAUGGAAGACUAAUUGUAUCAUGUAGUGAGGAUAAAACUAUUAAAAUCUGGGAUACCACAAAUAAGCAAUGUGUUAAUAACUUCUCAGAUUUUGUAGGGUUUGCAAAUUUUGUGGAUUUUAACCCUAGUGGUACAUGCAUAGCUUCAGCAGGUUCUGAUCAUACCGUGAAAAUCUGGGAUAUAAGAGUGAACAAGUUACUCCAGCAUUAUCAAGAUGGUACGCUUAAGAUUCUGGACCUCUUAGAAGGAAGGCUCAUAUAUACACUUCAAGGACAUACGGGGCCUGUCUUCACUGUUACAUUUUCAAAAGGUGGAGAACUGUUUACAUCAGGAGGUGCAGAUGCACAGGUCUUAUUAUGGAGGACUAACUUUGAUGAACUGAAUUGUAAAGAUGUUAUUAAAAGAAACCUCAAAAGAUUACACUUUGAUUCACCACCACAUCUUCUCGAUAUCUACCCAAGGACACCACAUCCCCAGGAGGGAAAAAUUGAAACUGUUGAAAUUAAUCCAAAGCUUGAUGUAAUCGAUUUGCAGACCUCUACUCCCCCUGUUGUGGACAUCCUUUCUUUUGAUUCUACCACAACAACAGAAACCACUGUUCGAACUCUACCAGACAAGGGUGAAGAGAUCUGCGGCUAUUUCUUGAACCCUUCUUUAAUGUCAUCAGAAUGUUCACCUACAACCUUGAAAAAGAAAACAGAAGAAAUGAGCUACCUCCCUUCUGAGAGUCAACGAAACAUACCGCUCGCUGUGACCGAUGCGUUAGAGCAUAUUAUGGAACAGCUCAAUGUUUUGACACAGACUGUUUCAAUCUUGGAGCAGCGACUGACUUUGACAGAGGAUAAACUGAAAGACUGCCUUGAAAAUCAGCAAAGGCUUUUCAAUGCUAUCCAACAGAAAAGUUAAAUAGAAAAAUAUGAGCAGAGGCAUGAGAAAUGAACACAUGUACACGUACUCAGGAAGGUAGUACAAGAUGCUUUAUGCAACACAACCAUGUGCUAAUUAUCAUGGCAUUUCUUAAAAGGGUGAGCAACAAAACAAAAGGCAGAAAAGGCAUAAUUAAGGACUAAUGUAAACACACAAAUCAAUGUCGAGGACUAAUUCAAAUCAUUACCAUUUAUGAUUGCAGUAAUAAAGUGAUAAGCAUUCAAGUGGCUCUGUAUUUUCCCCCAUAUUAUUUUAAAUGUCAGUUUUCAUUAAUUGUCCAAAUCCUGCCAGUAAAGUAAUCAAAUCUCAGUAUUUCAUUGUUAUUUCAAAUUGACCAUGUUCAGGCAAUUCCUUAAACAAUUGGUGUACUUUUUUCGUGUAAACAGUACCCUUGGGGUGAAAUAAUUCACUUACCUCUAAAAUAGCAUUUUGUAUGCAGAGAAUGAAUUAAUGAUCUGAUUUGUAUUUCUUUCCGUUAAAAAAAAAUUUAUUCUUUACCUAUGCCUUGAAAAGAUGAUCUCAUACAACUCCCAAACUGCAGAAUUUCCACAGCAAGAAUACACUUAUUUUAAUUAGCAACAGCACAUACAGGACAUAUGGCAGUGGGUUUCGAUUUAAUUUAUGGUAUACAUUGUUUAUUCUUUGACCAACCUGAAGGAAAAUGAAGAGUUAGAAAUAUGUAAAGUGCACGAAUCUGCUUCCGUAGAUGAAUGCACUGAAUGAUUUGGGUUGUAUCCAAACCUGUGAUCUCAGUUUACGAAGAUUAAGUUAGUGCAGAAUCCUCAAAACCCAGAACGAUGCAACAGCAAAAAUAUUUAAAAAUAUACACACAUGCAUGUUCACAUUCUUCAGAAAUGUUUAAGGUGAUUUUGUAGCUGAAUAUAAGUACUUUAAAAGAACAUUUGCAUCGUCUUCCUAUUUUUUUUUUUUAAUGAAUUGUGAUUUGAAACAAAAUGAAAAUGAGCCAGGCAUUCUAAAAGAUCUUGGUUUUAAAUUAAGAAUUUUAUCUUAAACAAAAUAAGAGAUUAAAUUGAAAAAAACUGAAUUUAGUUUGCAUUUCUGUUAAUCUAUAUCUAGAACAGAAGGUAGGAGAAGGCAGUCCACAUUUAUGAUGCCUGUAGGCAUAACAUGGGGGAAAUACUGUCUAUGUUUUGGAAAAGAAAAAAGUCCUAUUUAUCUAGGAGUCUAUAUUUAGAAAUUUCUCAAAGCAAUUUUGAUUGUAUUUAUGAGGUGAUUUUGUUUUAUCAUCUCGUGUGUUUUAAUGACUUCAGAUAAUACUAAGUGUGAACGUCUAGACAGUUUCAAGAGUUUAUAAGACUAAGUGGCACUGUAUUUUUAUAACCUCAUUGAGAAGACUAAGAAAUGAAAUGUCAUACUAAUUUUUGUCUACUUUUUUAAUGCUUCAAACA
Messenger RNA from Balaenoptera musculus (blue whale), 2959 nucleotides. It is a transcript of the gene POC1B, whose product is annotated as POC1 centriolar protein B. NCBI's taxonomy places the organism in Eukaryota, Metazoa, Chordata, Mammalia, Artiodactyla, Balaenopteridae. Bases 162 to 1529 code for a protein of 455 amino acids. The record is from RefSeq and is a predicted model, not a curated record. Gene Ontology annotation, biological process: cilium assembly. Gene Ontology annotation, molecular function: protein binding. Gene Ontology annotation, cellular component: ciliary basal body; centriole. The transcript is spliced from 12 exons.